This is a messenger RNA of Sphaeroforma arctica JP610, 339 nucleotides long. RefSeq lists its product as hypothetical. The record is from RefSeq and is a predicted model, not a curated record. The transcript is spliced from 3 exons. The coding region runs from base 1 to 339 and encodes 112 amino acids. NCBI's taxonomy places the organism in Eukaryota, Ichthyosporea, Ichthyophonida.
AUGCAGAAAGUGAGAGAGAGAGAGCUCUGUCCUGAAGAGGGUAAGAUUGGACAGCUGUCUACAGUAGGACAAAGUGUGGGCAGUGGCACAGCGCAACUCACCACAUCGGGGUGGGCGUCGGGCAAGGUGUUCACGUGGGUGGCGAAGUGGGGACACUGUAGCCAGGGAUGGACAAAUAAGGAGGAAUGGGCUAAAGAUAACAACAGAUCCAUCAUUCACAAAGCCAGCAGAGCAUCACACGAGGACACACACACCUACAAAACGAACUAUAGCACUACACCACACACCUUAGAUAUGUCCAUGCGGCCGUCUGGUGGCCAGAGAUCAUACGAGUGGUGA